GUUAGCUCGUACAGCAAGCAGUAUUGAGGAGUAUAUAUCUAUAUCAAGUGUGAUCACCCACGUCAGGAUAUAUUGGCAGAUAUUUUACCAUAUAUAGUCGCGACUUGCACAGCCUCUCACCAGUUCGUAAAGUGUGAAACGUUUAUUGGGCAUCGAAUGCAACAAGUUGAUUUUUUGGAUGCUGAUAGAGUCACGGGAGAUACCGAACAGAAGACUUAACUAAAUAUCAAACCAAGACACAUUCCAUUGCAAUGAUACUGCGAACGAGUAGAAUUUGCCUGCUGGGGCUUUGGCUGCUCACGCUGCUUACCCUGCUGCAGGCCCAGGGCGAGGAUUAUGGCGGCGAUAUGGGGGACGGUGGCGGUGUUGGUGGCAGUGAUGACAUCUACGAGCCGGCGCAGCAGGAAACCGCAGUUGAUACGGAAACACAGCAGCGACGCAAUAGCAUCGAGGCCGAAGAAAGUGCUCUGCCCGCAGAGACGGUCAAUGCGCUGCAGUCCAUGGAACAGCAAUCGACCACGGAGAAGGUGCCGAUCGCGGUCACUGAGAUGUCAGUGCCCACAGCUGCAUCGGCAACCACCGAGUACGAUGAGAAUACGGCAGCUGAAGUUAUGGAAGAUGCGCCCACACAGAAACAGGAGACGAAAGUCGUCAAGCCCGCGAGGAAUUCGCAAGAGUACUACUACGAGGACAUGCAGGAAGAGGAGCAACACGCAGAGCCGCCCAAAAAGCAGUCACAGGAGGAGCAGUCCACAGUCACAACGACAACAGUGCCCGAAUAUGUGCGCAAGGCCAAAGCGGAAAGAUUUCCUCACAAAGAGCCCGACUAUGUCGAAGACGAUAUGGUGGUGGAGCACCAAACGCAGCCUAUUUACGUACCCAAGGAUCAGGAAGACGGCGUCAUCUAUCGCGAUGAGCCGGCCCAGCCGCAGGCACACAUACAACAGCUGCCCAUGAGCCACAAAGCCAAACCCUUUAAGCCCAGCUCCGACGAGUACUAUUACGAUGACCAGGACAGCACGGAGCAUCGCAUCACAACCACAAUUCAGCAGACCCCAACAACGACAACGACGACAACAACAACAACAGAGGCACCGCUGCCAGUGCUCGCAGCACGUUUUGGUGGUUUCGCCGGCUUCGGUGGUUGGCCCGAACCAACGCCCAUUGCCGUGCCCACUAACGGGCCACCAGUCCUCAUGCCAAGCUCAACCACAACGACGACGACGACAACGACAACAACAACAACAACGCCAACACCGACUGCAACAACGCCUGCGCCUCGAAAGCAAUCGAAGCACAUACAUCUGACCAAGCCAGAGCUGUUGCCCGCCGAUCAGCUGCGCAACUACAUCAAGGAUGUCUAUAUACGCAUGCCGCUAGCGGUUAUCGUGGAUCCAUCUGCAGCAUCGCUGGACCAGGCCAAGCGGUUGUACAUAGAUGCGUUGCAGGACAAAAAUAUAAAUAUAAAAAUUGUGCUCGUCACGCUGAAUGCCUCAGGUGUGCCCUCCGCUUUCAGUUUCAACAAUACGCGAGAGUUCAUUGCGGGCCUGAACAGCACUAAAGAGAUAGAGGGCGGCAAUGCCUUUGUGGGCGUGUUGCAGGCCGCCGAGUUGGUGCCCUAUGACAGCGCCAUAUUUAUAUCGACAGCUGUCAUACCGCCGCACACAGAUAUUGUACAGGAUGCAGCGAUUACAUUGCUAAAGAAGCGCAUACGCUUGUUUAUGCUGUGGUACGGCGAGCGGUCGGCCAACGAGAAUGAGACAGAAGAUGCUGUGGGCGGCAUUUUGGGCGAGGUGGCCAUACGAUCAGGCGGCGAAAUUAUUCAUAUUGUGAGCACAGAGCAUGGACAGCAUAUAGCGGGCAAUACGUUAACGCUCGUCUCAGAUGCGUAUCAAGGUACCCAGGAGCUGGAGCUACCUGUUGAUACGACGCUGUCCAGUUUACAUGUGCGAAUCGAUGCCAACAUGCGACGUGCCACACUGGCAACGCCCAAUGGUGAUAUAAAUUUAAAGAAACUGGUCAAAUUUAAAUCAAUCAAUGAUACACGAAAUGCUAACCCCGAUGAACUGGAUGCAUACGUACCACUCAACAAGCUGCGCAAGGCAACAAUCCUCAAGCUGCAAUUGACGCCGGAUUCACCAAAAGCCGCUUACAAUGUUUUCAUACGCGCCGAACGUAAAGCUGAUGUUUUUCUUGGUGAUAUUAUUAAACGCAUCGAUAGCUACUAUUCCCAUGCUGUACAUGAACGUCCUUUGGCGCGUCUGGCCAAACUCAAAUUUCCCGAGUCACACGAAAAGCUAGAGAAUGAAGUGGAUUCACCUAAGAGCGAAGUGGAAACCUUUUCGCAAACGGAGCUAGUGCAGCCAACGACAAGUCUAAAUCAAACACAAUUUGCCGCUGCUACGGGUGAGCCGCAGCGUGCCAGCUUGAAUGCCAUGUUGCUGCAACGUUGCGGCACCAAAAUCGAACUCAGUACGCAAUCGCAGCUGCUUUUGAAUGCGGGUCAAAUAUCUACGCUGCUCUUUGAGGUGACCAAUAUGCGAGCGGAGCGUGUCUAUCAGACGGUGCAAGUGACGGACGAGCGGCGUUUCCUGGUGCAGCUCAGCCCGACGGGCUUCUAUUUGCGUGCUCGAGAGACAAGCACCGUGCGUCUGACUGUGCUGGCACCCACGGGCACAUCGCCCGGCACCACGGAUAGAGUGACAUUCACUAGCUAUGGACGCGAAACGGCCACCUUGGCGGUUAGCCUAAAGGUCGUGUCCAGCAUUGAUGCGCAGGAUUCCACUGGACCAAAUCUUUCCUGGGAGUUUGGUAAUCGCUGCGACUAUGUAAGCAGUGAUGGACAAAGCUGUGGCGAUCGUUUCUGGACUUUGGAUGUCACCGCUCAAGACUGGCAAUCGGGCAUACUGCGCUUGCAGACAACGCCAGCGGAUGGACUGUUCUAUCGCAAUUACUAUACGGCUGGUACAACGGAGCCCAUGAAGGCCACAUAUAUGGCAUCCUGCUGUGAACCGAAGGUGGCCAUAACGGCAUACGAUGCAGCGGGCAAUCAGCGCAGCAUUAACAUUGAUGUUAGAGACGUGGUGUUGACUGAGGCGGCUAUAGCUGCCAUCUGUUUGGGCGCCAUUCUGCUGCUGUUGCUGAUUAUGCUGCUGAUAUGGGGCAUUGUGUGGUGCUGCAAGCGACGCAAGGUGUCAUUGGAGCUGCCCACGUAUCGCUCGCACUCGACACGCAGCAUGGAAUAGAUUAAGCGAGAGACUCUGCCAAUACAAAAAUAACAGCUACAAUAACUAUAUAUAGAGACGAACUUUAAGUGUUGCCCAAUAAAAAUAC
Drosophila hydei is the source of this 3333-nucleotide messenger RNA. RefSeq lists its product as uncharacterized. The record is from RefSeq and is a predicted model, not a curated record. Bases 252 to 3245 code for a protein of 997 amino acids. The transcript is spliced from 9 exons. Lineage: Eukaryota; Metazoa; Arthropoda; Insecta; Diptera; Drosophilidae.